AUGGAAGUUCAUAACCACACAGAUGUAGCAGAGUUUGUCCUGCAGACUUUCUCUGGAGACACUCAGCUCCAAGUCUUGCUCUUGACCUUCUUCCUCCUCCUUUAUCUCAUGGCUCUUUCAGGAAAUGCCCUCAUCAUCAUGGUCAUCAGCCUGAAUCCAGGCCUCCACACACCAAUGUACUUCUUCCUCACAAACCUUGCCCUUUUAGACAUCGUCUGCACAUCUACUGUCCUCCCCAAGCUGCUGGAGGGCCUGGUGGCCAAGGGCAGCACCAUCUCCUACAGGGGCUGCAUGGCCCAGCUCUUCUUCCUAACAUGGUUUCUGGGAGCUGAGCUACUGCUGCUCACAGCCAUGGCCUAUGACCGCUAUGUGGCCAUUUGCUGCCCACUGCACUACAGUACAAGGAUGAGUCGGUCCGUCUGCAUCCUGCUUGCAGGCAGUGUGUGGGCAGUCAGUGCAGUUAGCACAUCUGUGCACACAGGCCUGAUGGCAAGACUCCAUUUCUGUGGUCCCAAUCAAAUCCGUCACUUUUUGUGUGAAGUCCCCACACUGUUACUGCUGUCCUGCAGCCCAACCACCUUGAACAACAUCAUGAUUGUCAUUGCGGAUGUUUAUUUUGGUGUGGUCAACUUUCUGCUGACUAUGGUGUCCUAUGGCUUCAUCAUUACCAGCAUCUUGGGCAUCCGAUCUGUGGAAGGCAAGAAGCGUGCAUUCUCUACAUGCUCCUCCCACCUGCUUGUGGUUUGCAUGUAUUACUCCACUGUCAUCUACACCUACAUCCUCCCAGCUUCUGGCUCAUCCCUGGAAAACGGCAAGAUAGUUGCCUUGCUGUACACAGCAGUCAGCCCUACUCUGAAUCCCCUUAUCUACUCUCUGAGGAACAAGGAUGUCAAAAUAGCCCUCAGGAAAGUAUUUCCUUUCAUCAAAUAA
Messenger RNA from Octodon degus (degu), 930 nucleotides. RefSeq names its product olfactory receptor 13A1-like. The coding region runs from base 1 to 930 and encodes 309 amino acids. Gene Ontology annotation, biological process: G protein-coupled receptor signaling pathway. Gene Ontology annotation, cellular component: membrane. NCBI's taxonomy places the organism in Eukaryota, Metazoa, Chordata, Mammalia, Rodentia, Octodontidae. The record is from RefSeq and is a predicted model, not a curated record. Gene Ontology annotation, molecular function: olfactory receptor activity; G protein-coupled receptor activity. The transcript is spliced from 2 exons.